Molecule: messenger RNA, 4093 nt
Organism: Fukomys damarensis (Damara mole-rat)
Lineage: Eukaryota; Metazoa; Chordata; Mammalia; Rodentia; Bathyergidae
Product: cytokine receptor common subunit beta
Exons: 11
Coding region: 383-2413 (676 amino acids)
Biological process (GO): cytokine-mediated signaling pathway; immunoglobulin mediated immune response
Cellular component (GO): external side of plasma membrane
Molecular function (GO): protein binding; cytokine receptor activity
Source: RefSeq, a predicted model, not a curated record
ACACACACACACACACACACACUCUGAGGUGGUUAGAAGAAUAAAAAAUUGUUGUCUUAGUGCUCACAAUUCCGAGAAGCAGAGUGAUGUCAGGAAAACGCAUGUGUGUAGAAAUAGGCUGUUUCCUCUUUCGGCUUCUCUGUUCCCUCUCGAGGGCGGCAGAAGCUCACAGCUGUCUGGAGAGCCCUGAAAAUUGGGGCUGUUCUGACACAGAGGUCCAAGGGAGGAAUGGCUGCUGCCAGGUGAACAAGGAGCUGGUGAUGUAGGACACCAACUACAUCAGCCCGGCAGCGACACGAGACCUCAGAGCAAUGAGGACACCCACCUGUCCAUAACCAGCAUCCAACGGGCGCCAACCUGCAGGUCCAGAGAUCACCGGCAGAUGGCGCUGCUCCCAGGCCCGCUCCUCGUGGCCUUGCUGGCUCUGUGCUGGGGACCCAGUGUGGAAGGGUCACAGGGUACCGUCCCGCUGCAGACCCUGCGCUGCUACAAUGACUACACCAGCCGCCUUGUGUGCAGCUGGGCAGACACCGAGGCUGCUGGGCUGCUGCUCAUCAACGUGACCCCCCACUGGCGGUUAAAAGGAAAUGAAGUUUCCAAAGCUGCUCUUCUGGGAUUGGAGGGUCGGGUCGCUGCCUCGGGGAGCACAGAGCUGCAGCCUGGAGACCGGAAAACUUGGGACAUUGUCCUGUGUGCUGCGUGCAGGCGGCAGAGAGCAGAGGGCCCUAGGGCAUCAGGACAGGCUUCCCAGAAGGAAGGAAAUGGCUUUGCCACCAAGGAGGUCACACUGCGUGCCGGGCAGGGGUGGCUUCACAGAGAGUUGAGUGCCAGCCCCUCCACUGGACCUGGCCGUGCAUGGGACAGCAGCCCGCACAGCCGUCAUUGCUGUCACGUUUCCGCACACAGGGCCACAGUGCAGCCGCCCCCACCCCGAGACGUCCAGAUUUAUGCCACUGGGGACCAAUUCUGGCUGACCUGGAGCGUGGCCCUCGGUGGUCCCAAGAUGUCCUGGCUGUCACAGGAGGACCUGGAGUUUGAGGUGGUCUACAAGCGGCUUCACGAGUCCUGGGAGGAUGCCACCACCGUGCAGUCCAACUCCUCACAGGUCGCUCUGGGGCCCGAGCUCCUCCUGCCCAGCAGCACUUAUGUGGCCCGAGUGCGGACCCUGCUGGCCCCAGACUCAGACUUCUCAGGGCGGCCCAGCCAGUGGAGCCCCGAGGUUCAAUGGGACUCACAGCCAGGGGACGAGGCCCAGCCCCAGAACCUGCAGUGCUUCUUCAGCUUCGGUGGGACUCACGUGCUCAGCUGCUCCUGGGAGGUGAGGGCCCCGGUGACCAGCUCGGUCUCCUUCAGCCUCUUCUACAGGUCCAGCCCGGAUGCAGGGGAGAAGGAGUGUCCCCAGGUGCAGAAGGAGGAGCUCGGUGGCCUCUACAUCCGCCACUCCUGCCAGAUCCGGGUCGGCAGCCUGAGGCCCGACGGCCAGUACACGGUGGCUGUGCGCCCGCAGAAGGAAGAGAUGUUCAUAAAGAGCUCAGAGCACAUCCAGAUGGAGGCCCCAACCCUCAAUGUGACCAAGGGUGGGGACAGAUACAGCCUUUGGAGGACUCUGUGGGCUCUGGUCCCUGGCAUCCCCAUCUGUGCUGUCGGAGGUGGACCCGGCACCACAGGGGACCUAGGAGAGCAGGGUAAGGGAGGCCACUGCACCCUGCACCAGGCUGCUCAUGAGGAGUGUCUGCCUGGGCCUGGCACCCAGGCCAGCCACUAUCUGGAAGCUGGGGGAGGCCCUGCCCCUCCUGCUUCUGAGCCCCGAGGCCAGGCACAGGACCCAGAGGACAGCCCAGUCGCUCUGCCCACAAGCUCUGGGGACCCUGAGCACCUGGUCAUGGCCUCUGGUUAUGUCACCACUGCAGACCUGGCAUUCACCUUGUCCACAGGGGCCUCAUCUGUCUCCCUGGCCUCCCCUCCAGGCCUGCAGAACCCCAGCCUCUGUCCAGAGCUGCUCCCUGCAGGGCCCCCCUCAGCCCCACCCCCUGAGAAGCCUGGGUUCGAAGGCUACGUGGAGCUCCCUCCAACCAUGGGGCCACCCCCCACAUCCCCUGUGGGCAGUCCCGUCCCUCCUGCACCCAGCAGCCCUGUGCUGAGCCCAGGGGAGCCCCGGGCAGAUGUGCCCCCGCUGUCCCCAACCCACCAGGGGCUCCUUCUCCUGCAUCAGGAAGGGGACUACUGCUUCCUCCCAGGCCCCCUGUCACCCCGAAGCCAGCCCCCUUCCCCAGGACCCUGUCAGGAGAUCAGGGACAUGGAUCAGGGUUUCCCGGUCAAGAAACCCCCAGACCAGUCUAUAGUCCAGGCACCUGCUAUUCAGCUCUUCAAGUCCCUGAGGCAUCAGGACUACCUGUCAGUGCCCCACUGCUAGGUCAGCAGGCCCAGAGAGGUAUGCUGAGGACCUGCAGGCCACCCUGUACCCUGCAUCUUCCCUGUCACCUCUCCAGAGCCAUUGGUGCAUCCUUGCCGACACAGACAGGACCUGGAGAACCCUCCAACCUCAGGGUCCCCUGGACCCUCAGCAAAUCCUUUGUCCCACUGUUCCUCUCUGACACACACAGGCAUGCACACUCAUGAGAGCGCACAUACACACACUUUUCUUUCAGAUUAACUUAUUUCUAGAUUCUGAGCUAUUAGAGCUUUCUAUGCAUGGCCAUCCGCCUCCCUCUCCUUUGUUUUUUAUUGGGUUCCCUUGUCUUCAUCCUGUCUUUCCUCUUUGUUGCUGAUUCAUUAGUGGAGUGAGGUUAGGUCCCAGGCAAGCCUCUCUUGAGUGUGAGCCCUGCCCCACGUGCUGCAGGCUCUGGUGGGCAUCGUGUCCACCUCACCACAGGCUCCACAGGCACAGUGUAUGUUUCUGAGCCACCUGCAUGAGGGCCAGGUGGCACCUUGGGGUGAGAUCUGGAGACCAUCCACUACCUCCUCAACUGCCACUCCAGGAAAUAGGUGUGGGGUGGGGUCGGCACAGCGCAGGGAUGCGCAGCCCUGAGUGUGCAGGGUGUGCAGGGUGUACAGGGCUGUCUGCAUUCCUGGAAAGCUCUGUUGGUCCUCACAGAAGUGACUUGGGAGUCUUGGGGGUUUUUCUAACUCAGGGUUCAGAGAAAAGUCAUUGAUGUUGGCAAUCCCACAUGGUGCCUUCAGUUUUGGUGAGACUAGCAAUGGGGGGACAUCAGGAAGGGUCAACUGUGUCAACUGUGUGAAGGUUGGGAAAACUGCUCUGUGCUGGGUAUCAGAGGAUACACACUUCAAAGUGUUUAGUCCAGAUGGCCCUGCUGCUCUCCCUGCAGAAGACUGUGUGGCUCUGGCUCCCACUGGCCACAGAUCUGGGGAUUAUGGUUCUUUGAAAUCUUUGCCUUUUUGAUAAUGCAAAAAUAAUGGCAUUAUAUUGUUUUCAUUUGCACUAUAUGAGCAUUAUCCAGUGGGCACAUAUUUUCAUGUGUAUCUUGCAUAUUGGUUUGUUUUGUUUUACCUGGCUAAGCCCACUGUGGUCUUUGUUUGGUUAGGAGUUGUCUUUUUCCUGAUAAAGUAUUUUAAAGUGUUUUAAGUGUAACCAUUUAUAAAUGGUGCAAAUUAAUUUGUUCCUUUGGUUUGUUGUUUGUCUUAUAACGUUGUGCUGGCAUUGGGAGCCCUCAACGUUUUCACACCUAUGUUGUCAUGAAUAGGUCACUGGGCUGUUUCUCUAAUUUGGGGGCCAAAUUUAUAAAAGCCUUCUCCAGAGCAAACUUGAAUUUGUCCUCAUUAAUUUUUUCCAGUUCCUCUUCUGCUUCAAGAUUUUAGUGUAAAAUUUUAAUGAAUUUGGAACAUUGGAGAUUGUCUCUGUUUUCCCCAAAGACAGAUCAGGUGACUUAACGCAGGUAUUGAAUGGUCUCUGUGCUUUAAAUGCCACUUCUGUGAUACACAAAGUUCCUGUCUAGACUGGUUUUGUUUCUAGACUUCCUUUCUAAACUAUCCUGAUCACUCCAGCUUUAUAGUAGAUCCCUCCCCCAACCCUGUACCAGGCAGGAAUCGAACUCAGGACCUUAUGCUUGCCAGGCAGGUGUGGUUAAAUAUAAAA